This is a messenger RNA of Closterium sp. Yama58-4, 726 nucleotides long. The record is from the annotation of a GenBank genome assembly. Lineage: Eukaryota; Viridiplantae; Streptophyta; Zygnematophyceae; Desmidiales; Closteriaceae.
AUGCCGUUCAAUGGCACUGGCGAAAGGACCAUCACUCACCCCAAGGACGCUCUGGAAGCCUCGCGCUUCACCCCAGUUUCUGAGCACACCGUGCCUGCCUUCCUCCAGGACCACCCGGUCCUCGCUGCCAGGCUCGGCGGCGCAACGGACCAGUGGUCCGUGCAGGAGGUGGGCGACGGGAACAUCAACUUCGUGUACAUCGUCGAAGGCCCGCAGGGGGCUCUGGUGGUGAAGCAGGCGCUGCCGUACGUGCGAGUGGUGGGGGAGUCCUGGCCGAUGACUCUGGAUAGGAUCUACUAUGAGGCGCUGGCGCUGCGGCAGCAGUUUGCGUGGGUGCCUGAACUGGUGCCGGAGGUGUAUUUUUUUAGUCAUCCGAUGGCGCUGAUUGUGAUGCGGUAUGUGGCGCCACCGGCGAUCGUGCUGAGGAAGGGGCUGGUGCAGGGGCGCGUGUACCCGCGUCUGGCGGAGCACAUGUCAUCGUUCCUCGCGAGCACGCUCUUCCUGUCGUCGCUCAUCGCCAUCAACACCGAGGUGUACCGCGACAAAGUGCGGGAGUUCUGUGGCAACGUGGAGAUGUGUCGGCUGACGGAGCAGGUCAUCUUCACUGAGCCCUACGUGCUGGCCACCAACAACCGCUGGACCACGCCUCAGCUGGAUGACGACGCUGCUGCGCUGAGGGAGGACGUGCCGCUCAAGCUCGCCAUCACCGAGCUCAAGAGCAAAUGA